UGCCCUGGGAUACGCGUUAGGCUUUGCCCUCGGUCGUGCUGGUCCUGAGUGAAGCUGGGGAAGUGUGUCUCCUACGAAUUCCUUCCACAGGUGCUGCAAGCCGUAAGGGCCCCACGCCCCGCCUGCGUCAUGGGAGCAGACGUCUGGGUCGGCCCUUGGCGGCCCCAUCGGCCCCGCGGCCCCAUCGCCGCGCUCCAGAAAAGCCCGGGGCCCAAAUACAAGCUGCCACCGAACACCGGUUACAUCUUGCAUGACCCGUCUCGGCCGCGUGCGCCCGCCUUCACCUUCGGCUCGCGCCUGCCCUUGCAGCAGCAGACUUCCGGGCCGGGGCCAAGUUACCUGGUGCCUGACCGCAUGACUGUGCGCGGCAGCGACGGCACCCCUGCUUUCUCCAUCUAUGGCCGCCUAAGCCACACGGCGCCCUUCCGCACUCCGGGACCGGGCAGGUAUUUCCCAGAACGCGCAGGGAACAUGACGUACCCCUCUGCUCCUCGGCAUACCAUGGCUCCCCGAAACUGGGGCAUCCUCACAAAGCAACCAAGCCCAGGCCCUGGGUCCUACACCGUGCCUUCACUCUUGGGCCCACGUGUCAUAGGCAAAGUCUCAGCCCCAACUUACUCCAUCCACGGCCGUAGCCAUGUGGGCAGCUGGUUCGAGGACCUCAGCAAGACCCCAGGUCCUUGUGCCUACCAAGUUGUGACACCUGGGGUCUACAAGAAACGAGCCCCGCAGUACUCCAUGCUGCCGCGGACUUCGAUACCCCAAGACAGUAAUCAGACGCCAGGACCCGCAGCCUACAGCGUGGACAAGCACCGGAAGUCUCAUGGCUGGAGCUUCGGCAUCAGGCACUCAGACUACCUGGCCCCCUUGAUAUCACACGUGGACGACUGAACCCGGCAGGCGCACACCGGCCCUCGGUUGUUUGCUUAAAGCUUUCCAAAGCCAGUA
Messenger RNA from Psammomys obesus (fat sand rat), 948 nucleotides. It is a transcript of the gene Cimap1b, whose product is annotated as outer dense fiber of sperm tails 3B. Lineage: Eukaryota; Metazoa; Chordata; Mammalia; Rodentia; Muridae. Gene Ontology annotation, cellular component: cytoskeleton. Bases 130 to 891 code for a protein of 253 amino acids. The record is from RefSeq and is a predicted model, not a curated record. The transcript has 6 exons.